AUGGGUGUUCAUGGUCUAACAACAUUCCUGCGAGAGAACAAGCGUGUUCUUGCGAAGACUAUCGUGCUGUCUGCUAAUCCAUUGGAUGUCAUCCCAAUUGUGGUAGAUGCAUGGUCUUUUAUCUAUGAGUUAUACGAUCAGUCUCGACUGCCUUGGGUAUAUGGGGGUGAAUACGAUGCAUUUACGCAAUUCGUUGUCCGUAUUGUUCAAGCAUGGAUUGCUGUUGGAAUGAAACUAUAUUUCGUCUUUGAUGGUGCUGCUCCUCAACUAAAGAUACCGACCCUCGUAAGUCGGUUGAAUCAAUCGAAUAUUCAACAUUCCCUUCUGUUUUUUCGCACUUCCUCUGCCUCUCGUUCUACUCCCCGCUUUCUACAUGAAGUUCGCAUUAUUCCCCCCCUUGUAUACCAAGCAUGCCUUCACGCCCUACAAGAGAUUGCUGGUGCAACGUUCAAGCUCGAAAUUCACUUUGCAGAUAAUGAAGGUGAUCCUUAUGCCGUCGAACUAGCUGGAAGACUCGGCGGUUACGUCGUUGGAAAUGACUCCGACUUCGUUAUUCUCAACACAGACCAGUAUCGUGGUUAUAUACCAUUGGAAGAAAUGGUAUGGAUUGCGUCCGUGCUGGAAAAGCCAUUACCUGAUGAGCAAGAUGGCGGGUUCCAGCCGGUUCGCAAAACAAAGACAAGGAACAAGGUCACUAGCGAGCAGAAGGCAUCAAGAGGCCUUAUCCCGCCUGAUAACACAUCUGAUGUCACAUUGUCAUUUUCGGUGUACUCCCCUUCCGCGUUGGCAUCUCAUCUAAACAUUCCUGUUACACUUCUCCCGUUGUUAGGUUCUCUGGUUGGUAACGACUUCUCUAACCAGUCAUCCACGCAAAGGAAUGUUCAGUCAUUGUUCUUCGAAAGGCAUCUAACGUUAUCUCAACGUAUCACUCGAGUGGCGACCACGCUAAAUAGCAUCCUAUCGGCUUCUUCUCAGAAACGAGCGAAGGCAAAACAUCAGGUCGGAAGUGUCAUGGAUCUUAUUGAUAGGACUGUAAACUCGCUGAUGAUUCGGUCACCAUUUUCCGUGGGUUCCGUAGAAGCUGAUGCAGUGGUUGACAGAGUUGUAAACGCCACUCUGCAAUAUGCUAUCGAUAAAUACGAUGGAGACGGUCGGGGUCCCGAAAGUCUUUGGGCGACAGAUAUAUGUGCACUGCAUGAACAGGAUACUUGUCCUCUACCUUCCUUAUUCUCUCGUUCAUUGUUACUCCGAUCGCUCCAGAUUUCGGAACAGAGCAGAGAUAUGGUCACUCCUACCGAACAAAUCCGAGCGAUGUACGUGCAGGCAUAUCGUUCUGGAAAAUUCCAGCCAAAAAUAAUGGACAUUUUGAGUACCGGCACAUACUGGCCUCGCAUUUUCCUUGAAAACCCCGACAUUGAAAAUGUUGGCAGGAGUAUCAGCCGAUCAAUACGCCAGUGGAUGUAUGCUAUCCUUGAGGACGGCUGUGGCCUACCUGAUGCAUCUGAAGAUGUACAAAAUGAAGUUAACGCGAGUGAAGGACCGGAUGAUGAAGAUUCCGAUCAAGAUGAAUUAAUAGACGUUGCUGAAGAGCAUUCUGACGACGAUCUUCUUGCUCCUUUGCGUGGAGAACUAGAGAAACUACGCGGCUCCGAAGACGACGAACUUACUAAAUCUAUACAUCCUCAGUCCAUCUCACCUCGCUCUUGUUCUCGUCCACCUCCGCGUCUUAAGCGUGUUCUAGAGUACACUCGACGAGGUACUCGAGUAGCGUCCGAGGAGGUCAGGGUCCCUGACAUCCGAGAACUCCUGUCAGCACCCUCAUUGGACGUACUUGGUUUAGAAAACUGGGCGCCCGUGCAAUAUAAGCCUCUGUCGGACAGAAUGGUGGUCUUCCUCCACGCACUACAUAGUAACAUGACGUCUGUCAUGAUCCUACCACCGGAGCAACUGCUUGCAGCGCUGACUCUUCGAUGGGUACUUUUUACCGUUCAAUCUAGAGCCUUGCGCAACGGGGCCAGUAAGGAACGGGAAAAGGAGCGUUGGACUAGACACGAGGCGCAGGCAUUUCUCUUGUCUUUCGUGCCGUCUGCAUCUAGAACCCUAUCCACCACUUCUGUGAAUGAUGAAAACAUACUUCUUAUGAACCGCAGUAUUCAGCUUACCGCCCAGGCUUUAACAGCGCUCGAAGCUAUUCACCAGUUGUCACAAGUACUCCUUUUGUCAGAUCGAGUCCCCUGCACGGUACACAAAUUCUCUGGCCAAAAUUUUCACUCCCUUUUAAACAGACCGGGUACCUUGGGCACAGGUAUCGUGCCAGAUGGUCUGUGGAUGGCUUGCGUGGAAGGUUUAGAGGAUGCUUUUGCAGAAGAAAGAAGAAAGAAAACGAAAACGAAAAAGGGUAACACAGGAAGGGAACAGGUGGACUCGUUGGGAGGUCCUCAGCAAAGAGCUGUGAAAUAUAAACUUCCCGGAGUAGGAAUGUAUGGGUUAUUAGGCAGUGUUGACACGUAAGCGCGUAAGCUGUCACUGGCGGUGGUUAAUCACUAGUAUUGUGUGAUGUGUUAAAAUCCAUAUGUUGUCGCUGUUAACACAAUCCGUUAUACCUGUAA
Molecule: messenger RNA, 2609 nt
Organism: Serpula lacrymans var. lacrymans S7.9
Lineage: Eukaryota; Fungi; Basidiomycota; Agaricomycetes; Boletales; Serpulaceae
Exons: 3
Coding region: 1-2511 (836 amino acids)
Source: RefSeq, a predicted model, not a curated record